Messenger RNA from Peromyscus maniculatus bairdii (prairie deer mouse), 1798 nucleotides. It is a transcript of the gene Dmac2l, whose product is annotated as distal membrane arm assembly component 2 like. The record is from RefSeq and is a predicted model, not a curated record. Lineage: Eukaryota; Metazoa; Chordata; Mammalia; Rodentia; Cricetidae.
GCGGCCUCUCCUUCGGCAAUGGCCCCCUGGUCGGUUGGCGACGCCCUGGCCCCGGAGCCGGGGACUGGCAGCUGAGAAGCCACCUCCUGCCGCUCUCGGUCACCACCACGUCGGAGGCUUCUGGGCCCUUCGUGGGGCUUCCGAUGGUGUCGUUCAUGCGACUACUGACUCAGCUUAUCAAAUGAUGAUGUUUGGAAAAAUUUCGAGGCAGCUCUGCAGCUUAAAGAAAAGCCCACGGUCAUGUGACUCCAGAUACUUCUGGGAAUGGUUAAAUACAGUGUUUAACAAAGUAGACUAUGAACGCAUCAGGGAUGUUGGCCCUGACAGGGCAGCAUCUGAGUGGCUACUUCGGUGUGGGGCCAAAGUACGCUACCGUGGCCACCAGAAGUGGCUACAGGAUUACAACCACAUCCCAGGAAGCUCUGAGGGCAGAUACAAGAUUCAAGCAAUUGAUGCCACCGAUUCUUGUAUCAUGGAUGUUGGACUGGAUCACAUGGAGGGCCUAGAGCAUGUUGAAAAAAUCAUACUAUGCAAGUGUCAUUAUGUUGAAGAUAGCUGUUUGCAGAGGCUUAGUCAACUUGAAAAAUUACGGAAAAGUCUGUUGGAAAUGGAGAUCAUCGCCUGUGGGAAUGUCACAGACAACGGCAUCAUUGCUUUGCGACAUUUUAGGAACCUCAGGUAUUUGUACUUAAGUGAUCUUCCUGGAGUCAAAGAUAAAGAAAAUCUUGUCCAAGUCUUUCAAACAGCACUACCUUCUCUAGAACUAAAAUUAAACCUGAAGUAAAAUACGUGUCUGAUUUCAGUACAAAGGGUCACUUGAAAUUGCUCAUACUAAAUAGCUACACAUACUACAUAAUCACCAAUAGAACUAAGGAGGUGUUUUAAUAAUGGAGAAGUAGGGAAUAAUAUUUAAAAGUGACUCACUAAAGUUACUUAGUUGGAAGUGAGAAAUUAUGUACAUUGAAUCACUUUUAAAAAUAUGACAUAACAUUUUAAUUCUAAUGUCUUCCUCAUUGGCAUGUAUACUGUAUGUAUUGCUUGGUGUAGAUAUUGACAUAGAGAUCUCUAAACUGCAUCGCAAAUAUUCUUUUUUGUAUUACAAUAAUUUAUAUCUUUAAAGGCCCUGAGGCAUGUUGCUGUAAAUACCCGAUUAUGGCCGGGCGGUGGUGGCGCACGCCUUUAAUCCCAGCACUCGGGAGGCAGAGGCAGGCGGAUCUCUGUGAGUUCGAGGCCAGCCUGGUCUACCGAGUGAGUUCCAGGAAAGGCGCAAAGCUACACAGAGAAACCCCCGUCUCGAAAAACCAAAAAAAAAAAAAAAAAACCCGAUUAUGAAGAACUGAAAGCUCAGUUACAGAUUCAGUGAUGGAGUUGGCUGUGCACAAUUGUGGGUGGUGUUGAGAACAGCACGCUGUAUUACUUCCCGGGAUUUGCACACGUUGCUCAAGCUCCUGCAUUUCUGUGUUCCUAAUAGGACAUACUCUUUAAAAAUACCCUUUCUCGGAAUGAAGAGUGCUGGUUAAUUCAUCCUACUUCUAAGCUUGGGCGACUGCUGGAUAGAACUGAACACAGGUUCUCGUCUAUACCCAACUAGUUUUGCUGGUAAAACAAAGCAGGAACCAGGCUGUCCUUACUCCCUAUCUACUUCAAACAGAAUGUUAGUGUGCUGAUUAAAAGCUAAAUGUUGCUGUCCCUCAAAUAUUUUGAAUGCUACCUCCUAUGAACUCAAGGGACAUAAAAAUAUAAACAUGAAAAUGAAUUUUAUAUCUAGAAAACACUAAUAAAGAAUGUCAUAAGGGGA